AUGAUUGAACAGAAAUUCAUGCCCUAUCAGAAUAUAACGGAUGCGCCAACGAGGCCAAUCCAAGAAAUUAGGGCACUAGGAAGACAAUUCUUUCCCUUUACGCCCUACCACUUUGAGCUUGCCAUGUCCCUUUACGACUGGACAACGCCGUCGUUUUCGCGCAUGGUGCUGUUCAAAAUCUUUCAGUACACCGGCAUCGACUCGGGGGUAGCAGCGCUGCCGCACCCUUUGGAUCGUGAAAGCCUCGCCGUCAACAUUUGGCAGAGCAACUUUUCCGUAUAUACACCCCAGGAUGCAGACUACAUGCGAGCCUUUUUGAUGCAGCCCGCACAUUCGCUCGACAACCUCACGGCCCAACUCGAAGAGGUCAUUGACCAAGUGUACAACUUUAGCGAGGUCGAGAAUCGCCUCGUAACUGCAGCCAUGAUGUCGAUGCCUCGGACGUCGUUCGCGUCGAAGCCACGGUUGUUCAGCGGACAGGUUGAUAUGGAGCAGCUUGGCGUAGAGCGGUUCGGCAUCGAGUUUGAAGAGUGUCCGCUGAACCAGGGCCCAGUUGGGGUCGAGCUGGCUCAUUCACUGCCGGAUGCU
This is a messenger RNA of Trichoderma virens Gv29-8, 588 nucleotides long. RefSeq lists its product as uncharacterized. The transcript has a single exon. The annotation marks the transcript as partial. The record is from RefSeq and is a predicted model, not a curated record. NCBI's taxonomy places the organism in Eukaryota, Fungi, Ascomycota, Sordariomycetes, Hypocreales, Hypocreaceae.